CAGUGGAGCAGUUUCCCCAAAAAAGGGGACUGUCGGCUCGGCUGUUAUUAUUUUGUCCACCACAAUAGCCGAGCAGCGCAUCUGUUGUCCUCCAAACAGAAUUAAAAGUGAGCUUUCGGGCGACACUUGACAACCGAGCGAGCGGCGACGAUGGGUGCGGCCUCGAGCAGCGAGGCAGAAAGGGAGCCGCUUCUUGCGCCGACUUCCGCCGGGACGACGAACAGCCUGCCCGUAAACAGCCGGGUGUACGGCAGAAGAUGGCUGGUUUUGACCCUGUUUUCUCUGCUGGCGUUCAUGCAGGGGAUGGUGUGGAACUUCUGGGGACCCAUCCAGAACUCGGCCGCGAAGGCGUACGGGUUCACCAAGUCUGACAUCGCAGUUCUGGUUCUGUGGGGCCCGGUCGGGUUCUUACCCUGGUUGCUGUUUAUGUGGUUAAUGGACAAAAAAGGAUUACGGGCUUCCCUCUUGCUCUCGGCCUUCUUCAUGCUGCUGGGAUCGACCAUGCGAAGCAUCCCGCUGACAGACCUGCACCUCAGACGUUGGCUAAUACACGGAGGCCAGUUUCUAAACGGUCUGGCCGGGCCAACCAUAAUGAGCGCCGGGCCGUACCUCUCCACCACAUGGUUCGCCCCCGACCAGAGAGCAACGGCAACGGCCGUGGCCUCUCUGCUCUCCUACCUGGGAGGCGCCGCGUCGUUCAUUGUGGGACCUCUCUUUGUUCCAGCUCCCAACGACUCCCAGACGGGCACCGCGACCGCCGCACCGCCGUCCACCGCCUUCAUCCGGAACAGAAUCCAGCUGGUUAUGUAUGCAGAGUUGGCGGCGAUCGGGGUGUUUUUUGUAGCCGUCCUGCUCUACUUCCCGUCGCGCCCGCCCGUGCCCCCCAGUGUGGCCGCAGCCAGCCAGCGGCUCAGCUACAGGAGCAGCAUCUGCAAACUCCUCAGUAACUUCCGUUUCCUGAUGAUUGCGUUGGCCUACGCGGUCCCUACAGGAGUGAUCGGCGGCUGGUCUGGAGUCCUGGACAUGGUUCUGACUCCAGCCAAAGUCAGCCAGGUGAAUGCAGGCUGGAUUGGUUUCUGGUCCACUGUUGGCGGGUGUGUGUUUGGAAUAGGAAUGGCCAGAUUUGCAGACUCCAUCCGUGGGAUGCUGAAGCUGAUUCUGGUGCUGAUGCUGGCAGGAGCCUCGCUGUCCUCGACGUGGUUUACGCUCACCUGUUUGAGCACAAUUACCCACCUCCCGGUUUCUGCAGCCAUCCUCUACACUUCCUGCAUCCUGGUCGGUAUAUUCGUCAACAGCAGUGUGCCGAUUUUCUUCGAACUCUUCAUUGAGACGGUGUACCCGGUCCCUGAAGGCAUCACCUGCGGCGUUGUCACCUUCCUGGGGAACUUGGCUGCUGGACUUCUGCUCUUCUUCCUCACCUUUUACCCAACGAACUUGUCGUGGCUGAACUGGUGCGUAACCGGCUCGUGUCUCUUCAGCCUCGUCCUCGUCCUUUUCUUCAGGGAGUCCUACGAUCGUCUCUACCUGGACGUCUUUGUCUCCGUGUGACACUUGUGUGGAAGAAAAAAAAAACACGAAGAAAAUCGAGGCUGUUUAAACUCCUACUCUUGCACAGUAAAGAGGAGAAAAGGGACGCGGAGAGCAAGUUGGGAAGCUCUACGCUCUUUGUGAAAUGUUAAAUUUUAGGACGAGAAUGUAUAUAUAAAUACCUGUAAACCCGAGGUGAGGGUAAUGCACGUUUCUGCCAUACGGAGGCGUUGUUUACAUCUCAGAAGCAGUUAACCCGUAGGUUUGAUGAUGGUGCAACCUGUUUUUAACGGUUUCCUUCGUUUGUCUGAAUGAGUUGAGGUGGACCCGCCUGAACGAACAGUUUGCCCCUUCGCAGGUAGUUUGAGUUGGAAAGUCACUCUGGAAGCUCCCACUUGUCUCAUCUCAAAAGACGAGGCAAGGAAAACUCUUCUUGAAGUUUACAAAAGGGACGUCAAACAGGGCCCAACUCAACACCGAGCGACUUCCACGCACAUUGAAGUUUAGUCCCUUCAGGAAUUAAACUGGGACCUCCUCGUGUUUUAGUGCCGGCCAUGACUCACCUGGAGGCUUAACUGACCCUACAGCGUUAGGCGACCUGUGAUAUUGCCUGUCAGCAAAAGACGAGGCCCUCUCAAAAUGAAUAUUAUGCAAAAGAAAAAAGAGGGAUGCCGUCAGAUCGACAGCUGGACGCCAGCCGAAGACGUGGACUCACCAGCGCUUCUCGUUUGGAUGAGAAGCGUGUGACGGAGGGUUUAUUUUUCCAUUUCUUCAGAAAAUUCACAACUAAAUUAUGUUUGUAAUUUUAACCUAACUAUAAUUUCUUUUGUACAGCUUUUUUUUUAAUUCACUUUUCUUCCUGAGCGGUGUGCCAGUAUUUAUUGAAACGAAAAAAAUGUCUCAACACUAACAACACCAGAAACAAAAAGUUUGAUGACAGACCUUUCUUUGUAUUUAUACAAGCGUACGAACAAUGUUUUUGUUCAAAGCACCAGCAGCGUCCUUCGCAGCGACUGGCUUUCAGCCAGUUUUUUUUAACUGGCUUAAAAAAAACACACAGAUUGAAAAAGUAGCCCAUCUCAUAAAUAUUAUGCCUGAUAAAACCUACAACAAGAGCAUCUCCGUGUUAACAAAGUGAAUCUCUGCAGGAGAGAAAAAAAAAAGGUUUUGUCUAACAUGCUUAUUUUCUGGUGUCUUUUUUUUCCCAGAGUUUCGAAAAAAGGAAGUAUUUUUAUGUUUUCCCUCUGGAGAUAAAAAAAAGGUUGCGUAAUUUGUUCCUGGUGCUGUUUUUCCCUCUCUCGCCUUGUAAAGAAAAGGUUCUCUUUCACCCACAGAUGUGUUGCCUUAAUUAUCCAGUGCAGUGCAUUCAACUUCCUCCUUCUGUCCACACUGUGAAUAUUUUAUCUCUGGAUUAUGUCAAAAUCCUGGGUUUCUGGGUUGUUGUUUUUUUUAACACUAUGUAGCGUCCUAGGAUUUGGUUAUUACUUUGUGUUCCUUUGGGGUAAAACAAACACGACUCUCACAAUGUUCAGCACCUUAUUAAAAUGAUGAUUUUACAAAUUAUAGCGCACAUUUUCGUAUAUUAUACUUUGCCUUUGUCCUAAGCUGAACCCCCUGGUUGUAACGCGUCGCUCAAGUAUUACAAGCCACAAAUCUUAUCUAUUUUAUGUGUUAGGUUUACACAAAGUAGUGAAUGAUUGUGGUUAAAAAUAACUGUAAAAAAAAAGUAUAUAUCGGUAUGAUUAUCAAAUAAUGUUCUAAGUUUGGAACAACAGUGCAUCUACAAAGGCGUUAAAGUUUUGUUUAUAAAAGCAGCUUAUUAACUCUGGAGGAGUCGAGGGCAUCCGCAACGCGGGUGGACAACUGCUGUCAGAACAGCAAUUAAUCUGAGCUUCGAAGAAGAAUGAAAGGGGGGAAAAAAGCCACAAGAAAAGUUUGGUAAAAUUAUAUAGACAACACAGAAAACGAGUGAAAAAAGGUUCUCUGUUCAGAUGAGACUCAAAAGUUCUCAAAGUUUUUAUAUCUCAAUACUCACAGUGGAAACCGGAGCUGGCGUCCACAGUCCAGCGUUCUUAUGUUCGUUCUGGGCGGAAACAAGUCAAUCAGUGUCAACAUGACAUCCAUUUUCCUCUGUAAACGCAACAAAAGCAUGCCAGGUACAAGCUGCAGUUUCUUUUUGAAUAUUUGAGAAAUGUUCGUACAGCAAACUGAGAGAACAGGUGAAUUUUCCGUCAAGAAUUUGGAGUUGCAUUUCGCAGAAAAAUCUGAAUGCUGACCCGUGAAUAGGCGUGGCUUCUUUGUAUUUGGCUUAGAUAAAAAUUUGUUUUUUUGUUGUUUUUUUUUGCUGUAAAGAGUAGAGCUAAAGCUUAGCCCAAAGGUACCUACCUGCAAUGAUAAGACUUUCACACAAUAGACUGAGGUGGUUAAAGACAAAUGCCUGUCAUACUUUUUCAACUUUACAAGAUCUACUUACUUUGUGCUGGUCGCUCAUAAUAAAUCAUAUUUAAACUGCCA
Molecule: messenger RNA, 4041 nt
Organism: Poeciliopsis prolifica (blackstripe livebearer)
Lineage: Eukaryota; Metazoa; Chordata; Actinopteri; Cyprinodontiformes; Poeciliidae
Gene: slc49a4
Product: solute carrier family 49 member 4
Exons: 9
Coding region: 151-1548 (465 amino acids)
Biological process (GO): transmembrane transport
Cellular component (GO): membrane; intracellular membrane-bounded organelle
Molecular function (GO): transmembrane transporter activity
Source: RefSeq, a predicted model, not a curated record